AUGAACAUUUUAUGGAAAAUAUUAUUAAGCUAUUUAUUAGGUCAUAUCAAUUUUAAUAUUUUUUGUAUAGCUACAACUCUUGAUUAUGAAUGUGAAAAUUCCACAUCACUUGUAGAAAGAAUUGUUAUUGGAUUAAAUAAACAUAAUUAUGGAAAUGAUGAAACUAAAUUUUGGUCUAAAACAUUUAAUGACGGUUCAAACCAAAAAUUUGAUCAUUCAGUUGAUCUACCUGAUGGUGCCAAAUUUGUUAUAAAAAAUAUAGAUAUUAUUGGAAUACCAUUAAAAAAUGUUUAUGUAGAUAAAGAUGAUACAAUACACGAUAUACAUAGUUCAUUUAGAUAUUAUUUAUGUCCUAUUUCUUCAAUUAAAAAAAAUUGGUUUUAUUUUAAUAAUUACAAAAAAGAUCAACCAAUUAUAAAUUUAGAUGGAACAAACAGAUGCUCAGUUGGACAUUGUGAAAUGGGACUUUUAUUAUAUUAUAGUAAUGGAGAUGCAAAUGUACUUAAAGGUGGAGGAACAGCUAAUAGAGGUUUAUACGUUGAAUUUGAAGGUGGUAGUAUAUAUCCAUUACUAUUUAAACAAGCAAAAUCUAAUGAUAAAAAUAUGGCAUUAGUUGCAUGCCCAUACAUUAAUUGGAUGUCUAAGUAUGGCAUUUCAAAAUAUCAACCUGCUGAAUAUAUUAAAAACUUUUUUCCAAUAAUACCUCAAGAUGACUUUGAUAGACACAGAUUUAUCCCAACAUUCAAGUAUAGUAGCAAAAAACUACCCGGAAAAAAAAAUGCUAAUGAUAGAGAUGUAAAGGUUUUCAUAUGUGGCACUAUUAAACAAUCGAAAUUUCCUGAUGUUGAAGUUGGUUUUGAUCUUGAAAAAGCUAAUGAACAAAAAAGUUUUCCUAUAACUUUUGAUGGUACAAAUGUUUUAUGUGAUUCAAAAGACAUUAAGGAUGAUUAUGUAUUUGGAUAUAUUCCUUCUGACAAAAUUGUUUUAGGCACAAGCGAAGAAAUAUCUUAUUUUUCUUCUGAAAACAAAUUUUAUUCUGGACAGUAUUUACUUGUUUAUAACAAAAAUGAAAUAAUAGAAAGAAGGAAAGAGUUGAAAAGAAUGGACAAUGGUAAUACGCCUAAUAAUGAGUACGAUUCUCAUUCUUGGGAUUAUGGUGAAAAAUUUUAUUUUAAUCCCAAAUGUAUUGGAGAAGUUGAAAAUAUUGUUGCAACACUGAAAUUAAAAGUUGGAGAUAAUGUUGUAGAUGGAGUUUUAAAUCAAGAUAGUAAUAUUAUUUCACAUGAAAUUAAUGAAAUUAUUGGAACAACAACUCUUGGAUGUCAUCCAUUUAUGAAUCAAGUUUAUGAUGAUAGAUUUUCAGACUUUUAUAGUAAAAGAUUUAAAACAUUUAUUCAAAGAAUUGAAGAUGAAAAUGGUAAAGCUGUAGAAGAACCAAAAAAAGAAACCAUUGAAAUUUUUGAUGGAUCUAAAACAAUUUUUGGAAAAUACAAAUGUACUAUUGAAGAAGGAAUUACGUUUGGUAAAAUUAAAUCAUCUGAGUUUAUUAUUACCUCAAAAUAUGGAGAAAAUGCUAAAAAUACAAUAAAUGCUUUGAAAACAGAUAAAGAUGUAAUAAAAUGUCUAAAUAAAAAUGAAAGAGAUGCUCCUCUUUUUGAAAUGAUUGUAGUUAUUAAAACAGAUAAAACAUACAAAUACAUUAAGAAAAAUAACAUUAAUGAAGAUUUCAAACUCACACAUGAAUAUGUAAUUUUAAAACUUAAAGAUAAUGAAGUGAUGAUUGAUAAUACUAAAUUUGAAUGCAUUUAUAAAAAAGAUGGUGUAAUAAGUUCUAGAAAAGUUGUAACGAUCAACGUUAAAAGCGAUGUAGAAAAAGUUAAAGGAUCAAAUUCUUCUACAUUAAUAAUAUGCGGUAUAGGAGCAGUUGUUGUCCUUCUUCUUGUAAUUAUUGUCAUUGUUAUUGUUGUUAAAAUUAAGCAAAAACAAAAAGCUAAUUUAUUAGCUAAAGUAUCAGAUGGUAUUUCAACUUCGCCGAUGCCUAAAAAAAAGUUAAAUGUUUCAAAAAAUAAAAGUAAAAGUAAAAGUUCUAAAACAUCUAGUAGUUAUAGCACUUCAAAAUCUAUCUCAAACUCAACCUCAAAAUCUAAUUCAAAAUCUGCUUCAAAGUCUACUUCAAAAUCAACACAUAAUUCUAAAACAAAAUAA
This is a messenger RNA of Strongyloides ratti, 2205 nucleotides long. RefSeq lists its product as hypothetical. The record is from RefSeq and is a predicted model, not a curated record. The transcript has a single exon. Lineage: Eukaryota; Metazoa; Nematoda; Chromadorea; Rhabditida; Strongyloididae. Bases 1 to 2205 code for a protein of 734 amino acids.